UUAUCCGUCAGUAUCAUUUCAGCUUUCCUCACAACUAGUCAAUUACUUGGAACCAAUUUUUUUUUACUAAUAAAUAAUCACGUCAGGAUGAAAUCACUAAUUAAGUUAUCAAUAGUUUUAGGAAUCGUUUUGCAAACUGUUAGCUGUGCAAAUAUUUUAGUUUUGCUCCCAGUCGCGAGUAAAAGUCAUGUCCAUGUUUUCGAACCUUUGGUCCGUGCCCUCGGGGAGAAAGGUCACAACAUCGUGAGUUUCACGUCCCAAGCGUCUAAAAACAUGCCUCCCAGCGUUAAAGAAAUUGUAAUAGUUCCUGUGGCCGAAAUCUUCAAGACGAUGGACAGUCCAUUCAAGUUGCGUCAAGUCGGAAAAGUUGCUCAAAUGACGAACAUGAGCACGGAGUACCUCGAAACUACGUGCAAAGCGGUGCUGAACAGCAAAGAAAUAGAGCACCUGAUAGCACAUGAAAAAUUUGACUUGGUCGUAAUCGACAUAUUAAUGAAUUCAUGCCUCCUCGGUUUGCUCCACUAUGUCAAAGCUCCGUACAUUUAUGUUUCCACGAUGGCUGCACCUUCAUUUUUGGUGGAACCAUUGGGCAACCGUUUACCUCCGAGUUUCGUGCCUGCCCCAUUUUUAUCAUUUUCUCAUCGGAUGACCUUUUUCGAACGUCUCAUCAAUUUUUCUUUCAAUGCCUUCAUGGAUGUGGUUGGAUAUUUCCAUUGGAUUCCUACACUGCAGAAAUUUUACCAGGAGAAAUUUGGCAUUAGCACGACCAUUUUCGACUAUGACAGAAAUGUUAGCAUGGUUCUGGUCAACAGCCAUUUUGCUCUGACUUAUCCCAGACCGAAUUUGCCCGAUGUGAUUGAUGUGGGAGGUAUGCAUGCAAACCCAUCGAAACCACUUCCAAAGGAUCUGGAGGACUUCAUUUCUGGAGCAGAACACGGAUGCAUUUACUUCAGUCUGGGAUCAAUCGCGCAGGGAAAAGACAUGCCUGAAGAAUAUAGAAAAGUCUUUGUAAAUGUAUUUUCAAAGCUAAAGCAACGCGUUCUCUGGAAAUGGGAAACUGACACGAUGCCAGAUUUGCCAAAGAAUGUCAAAUUAAUCCAGUGGGCCCCUCAGCAGGACAUUCUAGGACAUAAGAACAUUAAAUUGUUCAUGACUCAUGGUGGGCUCUUGAGCAUUCAAGAAACGGUGUAUCAUGGGGUGCCUUUACUCGGAUUUGCGCUUUUUGCAGACCAGGAUUUGAAUAUUAAACAAGCUGAAAAGGCUGGAUUUGCACUAUCGCUUGAAAUUCUUCAGCUCAAUGAGCAGACAUUAGAGUCAAAAUUGGAGGAGGUAUUAUCAAACCCAAGCUAUAAAAAUCGCGUCAAAGAACUCUCAACAAUUUGGCGAGACCAGCCAAAAACGCCGUUGGAGACGGCCGUAUUUUGGACAGAAUACGUAAUUCGACACAAAGGGGCUCAUCAUCUUAGAUCAGCAGCUCGUGACCUAAAUUUCUUCCAGUACCACUCGCUGGAUGUUAUAGCAUUUCUUGCAUCCCUAAUUCUAGGCUCACUCUUCAUUACAUUCAAGAUUUUAAAGUGUGUAUUUAAAAGGUUAUGUUGUAAGGACAAUUGGAAAAAAACAAAGCAUGCAAAAAAAGUUAUCUCUUCAAAAAAGUCAAAUUGACCAGACUGAAGUAUUUAAUAACCAAUUGUGUUAAAUUAACUGCAUUGUUAUAAUCAACUUGAAAACGAAUUUAUAAACUGUAAUGUAAGUAAUUGUCGGAAUAAAUGCGUACCAAUUAUUUAUUAGCAUGUGAUUAUCAUAAACAAUGAAA
Molecule: messenger RNA, 1813 nt
Organism: Folsomia candida
Lineage: Eukaryota; Metazoa; Arthropoda; Collembola; Entomobryomorpha; Isotomidae
Product: UDP-glucuronosyltransferase 2B20
Exons: 4
Coding region: 88-1662 (524 amino acids)
Molecular function (GO): UDP-glycosyltransferase activity
Source: RefSeq, a predicted model, not a curated record